CUAAGAAAUUGUUUGGUUUUCUGAACCCCAUUUAUUUAAUAAAAUUAAAUACUAAUAAGGAAGAAAGCAAUGAGCAAUAUAAAGUUAGUAAAAAUAGGAGCCCUCGGAGGAUUCGCCACGGUCACAAUGGGCCUGAUAUUAAAAAAUAAAGUAACUUAUAAUAUCACCCAAACAGAGUAUUACCAGGAUGCUUUGAAAACGCUCAAGCAACAUAAUGGGGCCAUUUAUUUACUAGGUGAACCUAUAACAGAGCGACAAUUGGACGUUACUAAUGCGGAGAAUUUCACGAAAGGUAAUUUUGCCCAAUACAAAGUGCCUUUAGUAGGGAGCAAAAGGCGUGGGAAUUUGUACUUUUGGGCCGAAAAAAAUAGUGAAUUAGAUAAAUGGAAUGUUAUUCGAAUGGAAUUAGAAUUAAAUAAUGAUUCUAGCCGAAGGUUGCUUAUAAAAUCGACUUCAGACAAGAAUGAAAAAACCGAAACAAAGAAAGAGUAACAAAACUCAGUUUAUACAUACAUACAUAGAUGGUUAUUUAUAUAAAAAUUUAUGCUUUUUAUGCUUGAAUUAGUUAUGUGUACAUAUGUAAAAUAAACAUUAGUUUUGGAAUGUAUUGAUUGUGUUUAAUUUAAAUAUAUAAAAUGAC
Molecule: messenger RNA, 640 nt
Organism: Phyllotreta striolata
Lineage: Eukaryota; Metazoa; Arthropoda; Insecta; Coleoptera; Chrysomelidae
Source: the annotation of a GenBank genome assembly